AUGGAUAAAUUAAUCGUUGAACUAUUAAUUGAUGAAGAACAUACAAAUUGUAAGAAAACACUUCAUGGUGGUCAAACAGCAGCGUUAACUGAUAUUAUAACAUCGCUUCAUACUGCAGUUGUUGUUCGAGAUAAAGCAUUCGUUUCUGUCGAACUUAGCGCUAGUUAUAUAUUACCUGUAAAAAUUGGCGAAUUAAUUGAAAUCGAAUCAAAAAUAAUUCGAAUUGGAAGAAAAUUAAUAUUUACAGAAAUCGAGUUUCGAAGAAAAUUCGACGGAGCUAUCGUCGUCAAAGGUAAACAUUUAUUAUCGCUUGUUAAUAAUGCCAACAAUGCGAAUUACAACGAAAUUUUGCGAUAA
Molecule: messenger RNA, 357 nt
Organism: Dracunculus medinensis (Guinea worm)
Lineage: Eukaryota; Metazoa; Nematoda; Chromadorea; Rhabditida; Dracunculidae
Source: the annotation of a GenBank genome assembly